ACCACUGUUCCUGAAACCUGGUCAGAGCGGAAGUAAGGACUGGUGUCAGGAGGGAGCUGCUAGGUGGCAAAGGGAAGAGCCCUCAGGAUAGGUUCUAUCUGUGAAGCCUGUCCUCAAGGAUGGACAGUUCUCACGCUACAAGGUCCUGUGUGCUCAUCUUUUUUGUGGCCCUACUCUGUGCAGAAAGAGCUCAGGGGCUGGAGUGCUACCACUGCCCAGAUGACCCACGAGAGUCUUCCUGCAAUACCACAACCUGCCCCUUCCCUGAUGGAUUCUGUGUUACUCAGGAGGCAGAAAUUAUUGUGGACUCUCAAAGAAGGAAAGUAAAGAGCCAUCAGUGCCUUUCUUACUGCCCUACUGAUCUUGAAAAUAGCCCGAUCAAGGAUCCUAAGGUCAAGGUGAAGAUUUCCUGUUGCCAGGAAGACCUCUGCAAUGCAGCAGUUCCCACUGAAGGCAGCACCUGGACCAUGGCAGGGGUGCUUCUGUUCAGCCUGAGCUCAGUCCUCCUGCAGACCUUGCUGUGAUGGUCCUUCCAACAACCCUCACCCUUGUCCUUUUAUCCUCAUGUGCAACCACUCUUUCCUGGAGUCCUCUAGUGAUGAAUUAUGAGUUAUAGAAGCUCCAAGGUGGGAGUACUGUGUGGAACACCCUGUUUUACCUUUAUAGCCCCUGCUGGGUAGGUGCCCCACUCCUCUCUAAGGCUUUCAGAUCUGUACUUCCUGGAAUGUUAUUUUGUUGUGGCUUGCAAUUCCUGGCCCUGGAGGCAUGUGGCCAGCACAGGCAUGAGCCAGUAUUCCAAGGUGUUAUGCCAUCACCAUCCACACAUAAGUAUCUGGAGUCCUGCAGGGUUCCGAUGUGUGCUGGUCAAUGUCCCCCUUUUGAGUCCAAUAAACCCUUUAUUCUCCCA
Molecule: messenger RNA, 907 nt
Organism: Mus musculus (house mouse)
Lineage: Eukaryota; Metazoa; Chordata; Mammalia; Rodentia; Muridae
Gene: Ly6a2
Product: lymphocyte antigen 6 family member A2
Exons: 4
Coding region: 120-524 (134 amino acids)
Source: RefSeq, marked validated